This is a messenger RNA of Strongyloides ratti, 3153 nucleotides long. Its product is annotated as Inositol polyphosphate-related phosphatase domain and Synaptojanin, N-terminal domain and Endonuclease/exonuclease/phosphatase domain and Nucleotide-binding, alpha-beta plait domain and Domain of unknown function DUF1866 domain-containing protein. The record is from RefSeq and is a predicted model, not a curated record. Gene Ontology annotation, molecular function: phosphatidylinositol-4,5-bisphosphate 5-phosphatase activity. Lineage: Eukaryota; Metazoa; Nematoda; Chromadorea; Rhabditida; Strongyloididae. Gene Ontology annotation, biological process: synaptic vesicle endocytosis; phosphatidylinositol dephosphorylation. The coding region runs from base 1 to 3153 and encodes 1050 amino acids. The transcript is spliced from 4 exons.
AUGUAUUUUUUUUUAUUUAAAGAAGAUUACAUCAAUUUAAAAUGUUUAAAUUUGAAUGAGUACAAAAUGUCAUUACGACGUUAUAGCAUCUAUGGUAGUAAUCCUGGAAUUGUUCCAUAUUCAAUUUUAGUUGAAUGUACAUUAAUAGAUGAAUCAUUAUAUCUUACACCAAAUGGUGUACUUACUAUAACUCAUGAUGAAGCAUUAAAAAGAAAAAAAUUUUAUACUAAAAUUGAUGAUGCUUAUGCUCUUCUGGGAGUAUUACGUUUAAACAAUAACGAACCUUUUUUAAUUUUUGUCGCUAAUAUUUUUUCUAUUGGUCAAUUACAAUCUUCAGAUAUUUAUAAGAUAACGAAUACUAAAUUAUUAUCAUUAGUAGGACCAGAAAAUAAUGAUCUCAAUUAUGAUUCUCGUCUUAUCGAGGUACAAAGGCUUCUUUCUUCUGGUAUUUUUUAUUUUUCAAUAACAACUGAUAAAAACGCAAAAUCUUGGGAUAUAACAAAAUCAUGUCAAAAAGAGUAUGAUACAAAUUCUUCUGAUAAUAGAUUUUUUUGGAAUAAAUUACUUUUUUAUCCAUUAGAAAGAUAUGGUAUUGAUACAGAUAAAUGGCUUACAAAAUGUACUGCUGGUUCAGCUGUUAUAAGAACAAUAUAUAUAUCACAUGAAACAGCAAAAUUAGCUAUUAUUUCAAGAUUAUCAUGUGAACGUGUUGGGACAAGAUUUAAUGUUCGUGGAGCAGAUCAUGAAGGACAUGCUGCUAAUUUUGUUGAAACAGAACAAAUUAUUAUAUAUGAUAAAUUUGUGACAGCAUUUACACAAAUAAGAGGUUCAGUACCAUUAAUAUGGGAACAACCUGGUAUUAAUGUUGGAUCACAUAAAAUUCAAAUGCAACAAUUACCAGUUUCAUUAACAAUAUUUGAAAAACAUUUUGAUUCAUUAAUUGAUAUAUAUAAAAAUGUUGUAAUUGUUAAUCUUUUAGCAUCAAAAGAUAGUAAAGAUGGUGAAGGUGCAUUAGGUAAUGGAUAUAAAAAAUGUUUAGACAAUUCAAAACAUAAAAAUAUACCAUAUUAUCAUUUUGAUUAUCAUGAAUGUAUAAGAAUAAAUAAAGAAACAGCUCAUAAAGAUUUUUUAAGUCGUAUGAAAAAUUAUCUAUCAAAUGAUAAUAUUUUUUUAAAAGAGGAUGAUAAUGUUAAAUUAAGACAAAAUAUAGUUAUAAGAACUAAUUGUCUUGAUUGUUUAGAUAGAACUAAUAGAAUACAAACUGUUAUAGGAUUAUCAAUGAUUGAAAAUCAAGUUAAUAUUCUUCCAAUAAUUGAAACAAAAAAAAAUAGUACAAUACAAAGAAUAUUAGAAGUUGCUAGAGAUUUAUGGCAAAAAAAUGGUGAUCAAUGUAGUUUUAUAAAUGCUGGAACUGGAGCUUUAGAAGGAAAAAGUAAAAUUAAGGAUGCAACAAGAUCUGUUGCAAGAACAAUUCAAAACAACAUAUUAGAUUCAUCAAAACAAGAUGCAUUUGAUAUCUUUUUAUAUGGAUCAAAAUUUGGUGAUCAUACAUUUGAUAAAGCACUUAAUUUACUACCAUCAGAUUUAUUAAGAGAAUGCCCAAAUGCUGUUGAAUCAUUAUUAGAUCAUCAAGAUGAAUUGGUUGUUCAACAAAAUGUCUCAGUUUUUGUUGGUACAUGGAAUGUUAACGGUGGUAAAAAUAUGAAUAAUAUAGCAUUUAAACAUGAAAAUUCCUUAGAAUCAUGGAUUUUUCCUGAUCAGGAUAAAGACUAUGAUAUUGUAGCUGUUGGUUUUGAGGAAAUUGUUGAUUUAAAUGCAUCAAAUAUGGUUAAAACAAAAUCUGACAAUAAACAAAAAUGGAGUGAUGGUAUUUAUAAAUGUUUAGAAAAUGAAAGUAAUGUAAAAUAUUCAUUAAUUGGUAGUAAGCAAUUAGUUGGAGUUUGUUUAAUGGUUUUUAUCAAAACAGCAAAAUUACAUAGAGUUAAAGAUAUUUCUAUUGAUACCAUAAAAACUGGAAUGGGUGGUACAACUGGAAAUAAAGGAUCAGUUUCAAUAAGAUUUACCUUUUAUACAUCAUCUUUUUGUUUUAUUUGUUCACAUUUUGCAGCAGGACAAUCACAAAUUAAAGAAAGAAAUGAUGAUUUUUUAACAACUUAUCGUGGUAUAAAAUUUUCACAAGGUAGAACAAUAGAAAGUCAUGAUUAUAUAUUUUGGCUUGGUGAUUUUAAUUAUCGUAUAAAUCUUUCUGGUGAUGAGGUAAAAAAUUAUUUACGUUAUGGUAAUUUAAAUGAAUUAAGAAAUAAUGAUCAAUUGUUACAACAAAAAGAACAAGGAAGAAUAUUUUUUAAAUUUCAAGAAGGAGAAUUAAAUUUUUUACCAACUUAUAAAUAUGAUACAUUUUCAGAUGACUAUGAUACUAGUGAAAAAGCACGUAGUCCUGCUUGGACUGAUAGAAUAUUAAUGAAAAAUAAUUCAAAAAGACUUGGUAAUAUAUUAUUUUAUGGAAGAGCUGAAUUAAAAACUUCUGAUCAUCGUCCAGUAAUGGGAAAAUUUGUAGUUGAUGCAGCUAAACGUAGUUUAGAAAAAUGUGAAUCUGUUCUUCAUGAUGUAAUUAUGGGAAAUGGACCACCAGAUGGUAUUGUUUUAAUAUCUGCUCAAGGUUACUCUAAUUUCCCUGAAGAUCAAAUCCAACAUAUUAAAAAAUUACUAGAUACAUUAAAUUUACAUGUAAUUUUACAUAAAAUUGAAUCACAAUAUUUAUGGUUAAUUUUGGAUAAUGGAGUUAUGGCUUUGGCUGCAUUAUCAAUGAAUAAUGUUACAUUACCAAGUGGAAUAAUUAUUAAUGUUCAAUUAAGAAAUAAUAAUUGGGAUAAUGAAACAUAUCAAAAAGUUUUAAAAAUAUUAAAAAAUACAGCAUGGGGUGAAUCAAAAAUAGAUUUAAAUGAUAAAGAAUCAUUAAUUAAUUUUAAUGUAGAUUCUGAUGAGGAAGAAAUUUGUUCAUUAUUAAAAACAAAUUUAACAACAACAAUAAAACAAGGUCCACCUCCACCAUUACCAACUCGUCCACAGACAGGAUGUAUUCCACAAAUAUUGCCAAAAGUACCACCACGCCCAUGUCUAUCAAAAUGGCCAAUUAAAAAAAAUGAUAUAUAA